GUAACGUGAAACACGUGAAACAUGGCGUCUACGUUGGAAAACUUGGAGACCCAAUUGGAGCUUUUUAUUGAAAAUGUUAGACAAAUACGUAUUAUUGUGAGUGAUUUCCAACCUCAAGGACAAAAUGUACUGAACCAAAAGAUUCAAGGUUUAGUAAAUGGCUUACAAGAAAUUGAUAAACUUAAGUCUCAAGUACAAGAAGUUCAUGUACCCUUGGAGGUGUUUGAUUACAUCGACCAAGGAAGAAAUCCACAAUUGUAUACUAAGGAUUGCAUAGAAAAGGCACUAACUAAAAAUGAACAAGUAAAAGGGAAGAUCGAUGCCUAUAGAAAAUUUAAAGCGAACAUGCUUGUAGAGCUAACCCGAGUAUUUCCAACUGAAUUAGCCAAGUAUAGAGCAAUAAGAGGAGAUGAAUGAAUCAAAAUAAUGAAAUGCAUACGCCAAAUACCAUACUGCUUUCUAUCAACUCUUUUGUUUAAUACUAUACAUUUUGUACAAUAAAUAUUUAUUAUUAAAGAAAGAUUAUGUAAAAGUA
Messenger RNA from Ceratina calcarata, 535 nucleotides. RefSeq names its product mediator complex subunit 10 (gene MED10). Gene Ontology annotation, biological process: regulation of transcription by RNA polymerase II. Gene Ontology annotation, molecular function: transcription coregulator activity. Lineage: Eukaryota; Metazoa; Arthropoda; Insecta; Hymenoptera; Apidae. The record is from RefSeq and is a predicted model, not a curated record. Bases 22 to 417 code for a protein of 131 amino acids. The transcript is spliced from 3 exons. Gene Ontology annotation, cellular component: mediator complex.